AUGCCCGCCAGGAGGAGGAUGCUGCCAUUCACGAACCUGUUCCAGUCACUCAGGAGCAGUCGCCGUGGUGGGGACGAUGAGACCGAGGACGAGCGCCGACCCUACUCCCGGACGAGACACGCCACCGCCGAUUUCACAGAAGCCGACGAUGAUGACGAAGACGAAGAAGACGACGACGACGCAAACGAUAAUGACGACUCCCCAAAUGAUGAGGAUCGCGGUGGGAGACGCCCAUCCGGCACGGUGCUACCUCUCUUCUCCGAGUCUCACCUCGAUUCCCUGCCGGUCUACAAUGUCACCCACACAAUCCGGAUGAUAGUCCAGUCUAGGACCGAGACAGCCCUGACUUGGGACCAGCUGAGGUCACCCCAGGUCUCACAGUUCCUGGUCAAGCCCAUGCAGCAGCAGAUCCGGACCCAACAUUUUUCGAGGGCUACCAUCUACGCGCUCAUGGCCAAUUGCCUGCAGUUUGCCAAGGAGGGCCAACUCAACCCAGGGAACGCGGGGACCAGUAGCACCAGGGCGAAGGUCUGCGAGCUUCUCGCCAUAAAGCUCCUCAAAGACUACACCACCAGGGAGCUUAUCGAUGCUCUGUCUUAUGAUUUCUACCCUUUGCAGGGGAUGCCCGGAGCGCCAGGUGUACAGACGCCCCUUACCCCUCGAGAUGGAAAGCCAAAGCAGGCUGCAGCGAGGACCUCAACCCUCGAGGUUGCCAUACGUGCUUCUGCCAAGCACUUUCUGGCGCAUCCGCUUGUCGUGCAACAACUUGAAGCGAUAUGGAACGGCGCGAUCAGUUUCUACUCCUCAGCAGACAAUCUGCACCGACAGAAUCUGAGGGAGUCAAUCGCUUCCUACCGAGGGCGCAGUCCACAGCGGCGAGAAAAUGAGAGGACACCACUUCUCCGAUUUCAAAAGGGACUGGAGCCUCCGAAACCCGCCGGCACGGAUCUACUGCCAGCCAGGCGGACGGUGUCUCUAUAUGACCCGCGCAACGCGUCUUUGCUCAAACUUUCCAGACUUCGUGUGCCGCGCUACAGGCAGUUCUUCUCCACCUGCUCUCUGGCCAUCUUGAUCUGUCUCUUCUUGGCAGUUCUUGUUCAGAGGUCCGACCGCAUCACCAGCCUAGAGUUGGUGUUCUGGUUCUGGAGUGCUGGCUUCAUGAUGGACGAGCUUGUCGGCUUCACCGAGCAAGGCUUCUCAUUGUACAUCAUGAGCUUCUGGAACAUUUUCGACUUGGGCAUUCUCGUGCUGUUGAUUAUAUACUACUGCAUGCGCAUUUACACGGUGUUUCUGGUCGACUCACAUCACGGCGUAGAUGCCUACGAUGUGCUAGCUGCGAAUGCGGUCCUACUGCUGCCACGGAUAUUUUCGGUCCUCGAUCACUACCCCUACUUCUCUCAAAUUCUUCUGGCAAUGAGAAUCAUGAGCGUUGAUCUGGCGGCAAUCUUCGUGUUAAUCUUCAUUUCGUGCAGUGGCUUCUUCGUUUUCUUCCUCACAAACACCAAAGCAGACGCUGCUGAGGUGGCAUACAAGAUAUUCCAAAUCCUCAUGGGCUUCACUCCGGCGGCUUGGGACGUCUGGCCCUCGUACAGUUGGCUUGACAGAACGCUGAUGGUACUAUUCCUGAUUAUUUGUCAUUUUGUGGUGGUUACCAUCCUCAUUACUGUAUUGACCAACUCGUUCAUGUCGAUUGCUUCGAACGCGAAAGAGGAGCAUCAGUUUCUCUUCGCCAUCAAUACAAUUGCCAUGGUGAAGGAUCAGUCCCUCUUCUCCUAUGUUGCUCCUGGCAACAUCUUUGCGUGGAUGUUGAUGCCGUUCCGGUACUUCAUGCCUCUGCGUCACUUCGUGUGGCUGAACCGAACCAUCAUCAAGAUCACACACUUCCCACUCUUGUUCUGCAUAUUCUUGUACGAGAAAUACAUUCUCUCCCCUUCGAUGUUCGAACCGACCGAUUUCGUCGAGCACCCGGAAAGGAGUCGGGCCCGGGCACUGUCCAUGAACCCCGUGGGCAGGUCGUCACUGUUCAGCCCCACCAUCCGCAUCCGAGAGGGUUCGGUUGCCGGGUUUCAACAGGAUCGUGCUUUGGAGGAAGUUUUCCGAAGAACGCCUGACUUUGCCUCCCUGCGCACCCAGAGGAUGCACGAGCGCAAGAGGACUCAAAACGCCGUCAGGAAUUGGAUGGACAGGAAUGAGACCAUACCUGAAUCGCCAAACAACUUGUCGACUAUUGACGGUCGUGCACAACAGGAUUGGCAACGAAAGCUCAACGGAAGCAAAGAAAGAACGCCGGUGAGACUCCGGCAUCUUUCCGAAGUCAGGUCGAUUAUGAGCGACCCGGCAGAACUCAUGUCGACGGUGGACGGAGCCCUGGAUGGCAUGGAUCGGAGGGAUCACGUGGAGCGCAGAAUAUUGAAGGAUCAAGAUGCGGAUGAUGAGCUUGUCACCAAUGACGAAGAUGAAGAUGAGGCGCCAACUGUUCCCAGUCGACGAAGCAUCACGAGAUCCCGGGUCGAGGACGAUGAUGACUAUUUCACAACCCCCCUCGCCACUCGAUUCAACAACCGCAUCAUCUCAACUUCGCUUGGCUCUUCGAACCGGUCACCUGCACACCAGCUAGCACCGCCUCCCCCGAAACGGUCAGGCAUGCAUAACCGCACUUUGUCCUCGAAUACGAUUCUCUUCAACCCACCCAAAAGUGGCCGCCUGCCGCCCAAAGACGAUGAUUCGUCUUCAAGCCCACAUACGAAGUCUCGUUCCCGGCCUCUAAGCGGUCGUCCAACGCCAGCCGAGAGCCCCAGGCACAAGUCGCCGCGGCGCCCUGCCAAUCUUGGCUCUACCCGUCCCAGGCCAAUCAUGCCGCCUCGCGACAAUAUGCACACAGCUCCCCUCAUCAGCCGCUUCACUGGCAUGACCGCUGAUCCGCAACCACGCCGACCAGGGAAGACCCGUCGCAUGUCUUCCUCUGAUCUCCUCGAAAUCCAGUCAGAUCUCGCCGGCGUUGGCGCAGACGACGCAUUCGGAGGCGUCCCGUCCAGCUUUGUCACGCAGAUGGCCAUGGCAACCGGUAUGAUCACGCCUGGCGGUCCCCGCGUCACCGACAAAGCGCAGCGGGAACGUGACAACGAUCGAGACCGGAUGAGUCGGUUGGUAUUGGCGAGGAUGAAAACGCUGGAAGAAGGUUUCUCAGAUAUGGUUAAAGAGAUGAGAGGACUGCAGCGAUCGAGCGCCAUGCCGUCCACCGCGCGCAACUCAGCGAGUGAAGGCGGCUCAAUCGUCUGGGAUGGUGAGGGCGACGGCGUUAGGACACACACGAUAUUCGAGACUGCGGGCAGGAAUGGCGCCGCCACUGGUGGCGCUCGAACUAGCGGGAGAGGCUCCAAAGCCAACUCGGUCGGCAAGGCCAGCGGAUCGCGGCCUGGAAGCCGACGGGGAGGGAACAAGUCCAACCGCAACAGUGUGAUACUGAGGUCACCCGUUGAGUCGACUUUUGGCGGUGACUACAAGGGGAAGGGCAAAGAGGUUGAGACGAGGCGGGACAAUGAGGACUCUGAGUCCGACGGCGAUGCCGAGGCCGACGUGCGGCGGCCGAGCAUCACCCGGAAAGGGAGCUCCUAUUGA
This is a messenger RNA of Diaporthe citri, 3618 nucleotides long. RefSeq lists its product as uncharacterized. Bases 1 to 3618 code for a protein of 1205 amino acids. Gene Ontology annotation, molecular function: monoatomic ion channel activity. The transcript has 4 exons. Gene Ontology annotation, biological process: monoatomic ion transport; transmembrane transport. The record is from RefSeq and is a predicted model, not a curated record. Gene Ontology annotation, cellular component: membrane. Lineage: Eukaryota; Fungi; Ascomycota; Sordariomycetes; Diaporthales; Diaporthaceae.